Lathyrus sativus (Indian pea) is the source of this 855-nucleotide messenger RNA. The record is from the annotation of a GenBank genome assembly. Lineage: Eukaryota; Viridiplantae; Streptophyta; Magnoliopsida; Fabales; Fabaceae.
AUGGCAAAACUGAUUAAACAAACAACAAAAAAGAUGACACAACUCUGCCGGAAAAUCGUUCAGGUCGACGUUCGUUGCGGCGUUCUUCAAAGGGUAUCUUUUGUUGGUCACUUUUUUCGAUUCAUAUGGAACAAACUCAUGGUUUGUUCUCUUGGAAGUUCAUCACCUCAAUACACAAGAUUACCUCUCCGUGGUUCUUCUUCCUCGCCGCCGUCUCCGGCCACCGUCGACGACGCUUUCUCUCACGAACAACAGCAUAUCUCAAAUGGGUAUGAGUCGGAUUCUGACUUGGUUAACCUCAAGAUUAGUUUGUUGGGGGAUUGUCAUAUUGGAAAAACCACUUUUUUGAUCAAGUAUGUAGGAAAUGAAGUAGAAAAGAGAAGUUUACAAAUGGAAGGAUUGAAUUUGAUGGAUAAAACUUUAUAUGUUCAAGGAGCUAGAAUUUCAUUUUGUAUAUGGGAUGUUGCAGGUGAUAAAAAGUCCUUGGAUCAAAUUCCAAUGGCUUGUAAAGAUGCAGUUGCUGUUUUGAUUAUGUUUGAUCUCACUAGUCGUUGUACACUAAACAGUGUUGUUGGAUGGUACAGUGAAGCAAGAAAAUGGAAUCAGAGUGCAAUACCUAUUUUAAUAGGAACUAAGUUUGAUGAUUUUGUUAGACUUCCCCCAGAUUUACAAUGGACAAUUGUGACACAGGCAAGGGCAUAUGCAAGGGCAAUGAAGGCAACCCUAUUUUUCUCAAGUGCAACACACAAUAUAAACGUCAACAAAAUCUUCAAGUUUAUCAUGGCAAAGCUCUUUAACUUGCCUUGGACGAUAGAAAGAAAUUUGAAAGUUGGAGAACCCAUUAUUGACUUCUAA